Anthostomella pinea is the source of this 156-nucleotide messenger RNA. NCBI's taxonomy places the organism in Eukaryota, Fungi, Ascomycota, Sordariomycetes, Xylariales, Xylariaceae. The record is from the annotation of a GenBank genome assembly.
AUGCCCUCCUUGAUAGACCUGUUGCAAAGCGCGGAAGCUGGCCUCGCGAAGGUUGAUUGGGCCGGGUGUGGGCGAGGCCUCGGUGAGGACUUGGUCUACAGCUUCGCCGGCGGCGGCAGGGACGGUUCCAUGGUCAACGGGGACAUACCGAUCUAA